GAGAGAGAAAGAGAGGGAGAGAGAGGGACGCUGCAAUAUCAUGCGCGAGCGCCUCUCGGAGUGCCGCAGAUACACGGGCUGCGCUCACACACAGUCUCACACGCGCGCGCGCACACAAACGCACACACGCACACAGGAGCGCGCGCACGGACGGACGGAGAACGAGGGACAGAGGAACAGUCCGGGUGUCAGGAUCUCCGCCACGCACUUCUAUGUGAGCUCCUUCGGGAUUUACAACUUCUCUUUGUUUCUCGGAUUUUUUCCUGCUCCGUUUCAACGUCGCACGAGACUGCGGAGCCUGCUUUUAAAACUCUGCCGCUGACAGAAACGGAGGGUGAGCUCGUGCGCAAGCAAACGGACCGGUAAAGUUCAGGCGAUUUUAUUGGAAAUAUGCCGGAUUCAUGAGGACGGGGUUUUAAAAAAAAAAAAAAAAAAAAAAAAAAAACCUUUUUGAUCCCGACUUAGAAUGGAUUGAAAUGUCCGAUGUAUUUUUCCUGUUAUAAAGUAAACUACAGGCGAUUUUAAUUCUGCAGUCUGUGAAUUCUACUAUGAGUCUUGAAUGCGUUUAAGUGCAGAACUGUACACGGUUCAGAUAACUGGAGGCAUUCAUGGUUAGAAAAAGAAAGAGUGAAGAGAAUAUAUAUUUGGGGGUAAGGAGGAGAGAUCGCUUCUCCACCGCAAAUCUACUGUAGUUGAAGCGGGCGCGCUGAGAAAACUGGAGGCAGCACCAACGGAAAGGGAAAACGCGUUAUUGUUUCAGCAAACUGUUGAUGAAAAUAACUUUACAUAUAUAUAUAUAUAUAUAUCUUUUUUUUUUUUUUAAUUUAUUUAUUUAUUUAUUUUUUAAUCCCAAAAACGUUAAUUAGAGACAGGACGCGAUGAGGAUUACUGGCACGACGGACUGUUUGUGCUACUGCUUUCUGCUACUGCAGCUGCUGACUCAGCCUGCGGCCAAGCAAGUGCUGCGCUACCGCCUGGCUGAGGAAGGUCCCGCCGAUGUGCGCGUUGGGAACGUGGCUGCCGACCUCGGCAUCGUCGCCGGCUCCGGGGAUGUGACUUUCACCCUUGAGUCUGGCUCUGAGUACUUCAAGAUCGACAACAUCACCGGCGAUUUGAGCACCAAUGAGCGGCGCAUUGACCGCGAGAAGCUGCAGCAGUGUCAGAUGAUAUUCGACGAGAAUGAGUGCUUUAUAGACUUCGAGGUGUCCGUGAUCGGGCCCGCACAGAGCUGGGUAGACCUGUUCGAGGGCAAGGUCAUCAUUUUGGACAUAAACGACAACACACCGUCUUUCCCGUCGCCUGUGCUCACUCUGUCCGUGGAGGAAAAUAGGCCAAUCGGCACGCUUUAUCUCUUGCCCACGGCCACUGACAGGGAUUUCGGCAGAAACGGGAUAGAGAGGUACGAGUUGAUUCAGGACAGCGGAGAAAGCUCUGUGCGCCGGAUAGGCUCUGGAGGCUCUACUAAUGUCGACUCUCAUAUGGGCAAAAGAAGAUUUGCCGACGGCGCGAGUCGGAGUAGUGUGUUUGAACUUCAGGUCGCUGAUACUACAGAUGGAGAGAAACAGCCGCAGCUGAUUAUUAAAGGCGCACUGGAUAGAGAGCAGCGCGACUCUUAUGAGCUGACUCUGCGCGUCAGGGAUGGCGGCGACCCUCCACGCUCCUCUCAAGCCAUCCUCAGAGUGAUGAUUACAGAUGUGAAUGACAACAGUCCGCGUUUUGAGAAGAGCGUGUAUGAAGCAGACCUACCUGAGAACAGCUCCCCUGGCGCUCCCAUCCUCCAGCUUAGGGCAAUGGAUGCUGAUGUUGGGGUUAAUGGCCAAAUUGAAUAUGUUUUCGGGGCAGCCACUGAGUCAGUGCGGCAACUGCUGCGGUUAGACGAGAGCACAGGCUGGCUUAGUGUAUUACAUAGGAUUGAUCGUGAGGAAGUAAGUCAACUGCGAUUCACGGUCAUGGCCCGUGACCGUGGUCAGCCUCCUAAGACAGACAAGGCAACGAUGAUAAUCAAUAUCAAAGAUGAAAAUGACAACGUCCCAAAUAUCGACAUAAGAAAAAUUGGACGCAUUUACCUAAGAGAUGGUGUGGCAAAUGUAGCAGAGGACGUAGUGGUAGACACACCUAUUGCACUAGUACAAGUGUCUGAUCGUGACAAGGGACCGAAUGGUAUCGUGACAUGCACCGUGGUUGGUGAUGUGCCCUUCCAACUAAAGCCUGCGAGUGAGAUAGAGGGUGAAAUGAACAAAAAGAAAUAUUUCCUGCACACGUCAGCACCACUUGACUAUGAAGCCGUCCAGGAGUAUAACGUCGUCAUAGUUGCUGUGGAUUCAGGCAGCCCCAGUCUGUCUGCAAAUAACUCAUUAAUCGUGAAAGUUGGCGACAUGAAUGACAAUCCACCUAUCUUUAGCAAAAGCACAAUGGAGGUCUCAUUUCCAGAGAACAAUGCUCCUGGUGAACGUGUACUGACUGUAGUGGCCUUGGAUGCAGACAGUGGUAAAAAUGCAGAAAUCGCAUACUCACUGGACUCCUCUGUGAAUGGAAUAUUUUCUGUUGACCCAGACAGUGGUGACAUUCGUGUUAACACAAUACUUGAUAGAGAGCAAACAGAGCGCUAUGAGUUCAAAGUAAUCGCCAAAGACAAAGGUAUGCCUGUUUUACAGGGCUCAGCUACAGUGGUGGUACUGGUGGCAGACAAGAACGACAAUGAACCGAAAUUCAUGCAGGAUGUUUUUACUUUCUAUAUAAAGGAGAACCUGCAACCCAACAGCCCCGUAGGCAUGGUAACAGUAAUGGAUGCAGACAAGGGACAUAAUGCUGAGAUGAGCCUCUACAUUGAGGAAGAGGAAGAAAUUUUCUCCAUUGAGAACAACACAGGAACCAUAUUUUCUACUGUAGCAUUUGACCGUGAACUGAAAACCACCUACUCGUUCCGUGUCAAAGCUAUUGAUGGUGGGGACCCAUCCCGAUCAGCCACGGCCACCGUCUCACUUUUUAUCAUGGACGAAAAUGAUAACCCACCAACAGUCACAUUUCCCCUUAACAGCUCCUAUACUCUUUUACCUCCAUCCAGCAGUAUGAAAACAGUUGUCCGAACAGUCAUAGCUACCGAUACUGACACAGGCAUCAACGCUGACCUUAGGUACAGCAUAGUAGGAGGCAAUCCCUUCAGGUUAUUUGAGAUUGACGCUGCCACUGGAGUAAUUUUAUUAGUUAGUAAGCUAGAACAGAAACACUACGGCCUUCACCGCCUUGUAGUACAAGUUAAUGACAGUGGGGUUCCUUCACAGAGCACCACCACACUAGUGCAUAUCUAUGUCAAUGAAACAGUCUCCAAUGCCACCAUAGUCGAAGCUAAAAUCGCCAAGAGCCUUGGUACACCCCUUAAUGCUGACAUUGCCGGAGACCCCAACUAUGACCUGGGCAAGCAGCGUUUAAGCAUUGCUAUCGGAGUGGUGUCUGGCAUCAUGACUGUCAUCCUCAUCAUCCUCAUUGUGGUCAUGGCCCGCUACUGCAGGCCCAAGAACAAGAAUGGGUAUGAGGCUGGUAAAAAAGACCAUGAGGACUUCUUUACCCCACAGCAGCAUGACAAGAACAAGAAACCCAAAAAAGACAAGAACAAAAGGAAGUCUAAGCAGCCUCUCUACAGCAGUAUUGUCACAGUCGAAGCAUCAAAGCCUAAUGGACAGCGCUAUGAUGGCGUCAAUGAGAAACUCUCUGACAGCCCUGGAAUGGGGCGUUAUCGCUCUGUUAAUGGUGGGCCUGGAAGCCCAGACCUUGCCCGCCACUACAAGUCCAGCUCACCUCUACCUACAGUUCAGCUUCAUCCACAGUCACCCACAGCAGGGAAAAAGCACCAGGCUGUUCAGGAUCUGCCACCGGCCAACACCUUUGUCGGCACCGGGGAUAACAUAUCCAUUGGAUCUGACCACUGCUCUGAGUACAGCAGCCAAACCCUCAACAAGUACAACAAGCAAAUAUCAGACAGAGCGAGGAUGUUUGAAGACCUAAACAUUUCUAAUGCUUUCUGGACAUCCUUCAGAGAUUUGGAUGAGGAUAAAAAGCAGCUAAGCAGCUUGUAAUUCACAUUUCAUACAGCACAGCAAGCACAAAUCUGUGUUUGAAAUAUAGCUUAGACAGAGAAGAAGAAGCAAGCCUCCAGGUUUGAGUGUAGCCCCUGCAGGCUAAUUGGAUGGGAUUCAAUUUACAGUAUGCACAGCCCUACACAAAAUACCAGGAUUUUAAACAAACAAACCUGGGCAUGAUAAACUUUAUGGCCAUAAAGUUAUAAAGCGUACUACAUUUUGACCCUAGAUAUGAUUACAAAGCUGCCACCUUUAUGUUCUUGUUGUGCUCAGGUCAUAUCAUAUCAAAUACAAUCCUGAGACAUAACCUGAAUAAAAUACAUAUUAUGCAUAUAUCUAAGCUUAGAAUUAUUUGAAAGAUUGUUUUAAAUGCAUUAUUGGCAUCACCAAUCCCUCAGUAUCGCCAUAUGGUAUUUUCAAAAGCCUACACUAAGCCUCAAAAGCACUCAAAACACAUAGGCUUUAGCUAAUAGGUUCCUUUUCUGCAUAUGAACAACUCAUUAUAAUUAUUCAAUAAAAUAUGAUGUCCAAGUAACAUUUUCACAAAUUAACACAUAAAUAACUAUGACUCAGAGUAUGUAUAUAUGAAUUUUCUCAAACAGGAUAAUUUGUAUGUGAUGCUUGUAGAAAGAAAAGAUGUCAUGAAAUUUGUAUAGAAACACUUUUAUAUUCUGUACUUUAUUUUUGUUUUCAUAAUAAAUAAAUAAAAUAUGUAUAAAAAAGAUCAUGUAAAUUUAUAGUCAUACAAUCGUAGUGCAUUGUAGAGCAGGAAAUGGUAAAAUGGCUGCUCUACAAGUAAAAAUGAUCAAGAAAUGGAGAUGCAGCAACUUGUUUCUAUUUAUCAUGUAACAAAAACUGUUGACUGUGGACUGAUAACAUGACUGGAUAUUUAAUAAGUGUUUAAAUUACCUCACAUUGUCAGUAAUAACCUUUAUUAGGUUGUUAUUAUCUGGAUUUGCUAGCUAGCAAGCUGAAUCUUAGCUAGCAUGCCAGGCUGCUAUGAUAUACUAGCAUUGUUGAGCUCUUCAGUGUAAAAUUUAACAACAGUUUAUAUUUAUAUAUUAUUUGGUAAAGUAAUAAGUUGGAAGCCAAAUAGAUAGUAUAAUAAAUUCAUGACGAUUUACUUCACACCAUCAAUUUAGUUUCUGAAAUAUUCCUGGCAUUAACAUUAGUUAUCCUUGAGAUCAUAAUGCUAACAUCUCCCUCAUAAGCUGAACUGGCACUAAUGAUGUAAUUUGCUAUUUCAUUUUAACUCAGUUUUCCUGUUUAUUUUGAUACAUUUACCUUUUUUGGUACUUCAUAUUAUGUAUAAAUAUUUAAAUGUACUUUUACAAAUCCAAGCUCAUACAGCAAAGAUUUAAGUCUAAUAACAUAACUCAGAUGUUUUGUUUGUAAUGGCAAAUAAAUAGUCCCGGUGUGAAAAACAGAUUUGGUUCUGUUUAUAGAGUAAUGCAUCAUUUAGCAGCAAUAACGCCAGAUUAUGAGCCACAUUUAAGGAAUAAUAUGUGCAUGCAGGCUGGAUCAAAUGGAAACCUGUUGUGUAAAAGUGUACCAGUCUGAGUUGAAAGUGUAGUAUUCAGUGAUUGCAUUCAUAGCCAAACACACACAAAAGCUCAAGACAAAAUAAUGGAAAGCUCAGCUGUUUCUUCUCAGUAGAUGCCUGUCGAUAAAGCCAGUCAGCCCCCACACACCCCCAAUGUGCUUUUUUUCCCAACUGUACAUUGUUAAAAACCUUCACUCCACACGUUGCCUCAUCUCUUUCUCUCUCUUUCCAUUUUUCUCUCGUCCAUGAGCCUCUUCGAAACCCUCUGUUCCCUCCUGAGCCGCUCUGACAGUUGCAGCGCUAGUGAGGGUUUGAUUACGAGCUGCAGCCUGGGCCGGAGGGAGGCAGGGGCGUCUGAGGAGAGUGCGACUGAAAAUGAACACUGCAGGCUGGGAUAGAGCUGCUGCAAAAGUUUCUCUACUGUCAUGGACUGAAAUGCCGGAGGUCCUGAAGAUGAUGCAUUUUAUUUUUAUCGAAUGAAAGCGAACAAAGGAGAGAGGCAGAAAGAGAAGAAGACAAAUCAUAGAGCAGGAAGAGUGAGACUGUGAGAUUGGGAGCCUAAUUGUGUUAAAUUAUUUUCAAGGUUAAACAAGCACAAGGUUAAACUGUUAUAGAAGAAUUUGAGAUUAAAAAUAUUUACAUGGAGAGAGCGAGCGAGAGAGAGAGAGAGUGACAGAGAGAGGAAAGUGGACAGAUUAAGUGGCGGUUUUGCAUAACGAGAUAGAUAAAACAUAAAUGUCAGUGGUGCUGUUAUGUGUGAGUAUAUGUUUGUGUACAAAAGAAAUAUUGUUACAUGUAUUAUUAUUGAACUAUUAAUAUUAGCUGAAUUCUCAAAUCCAAUUGCUCAAAGAAGUCUUGAUUAUUUUUUUAUAUGUAAGUGCAGCUCUGACAGCAGUGCUAGCUGUAAUUCUAUCAUUAUUAUUAUUAGUAGUAGUAGUAAUAGUAGUAGUAUUACUAAAAUAUUAAUACUAAUACUAUUGUAAUACUAAAGUAUUACAUUCUAAAAUAUAACAGCUUAUUCUCAGGGUCUUGUUUGGCAGACUCUUCACAUAAUCUAAGGGUAACAUUAAACUAAUUUUAAUAGUGCUGUUAUCUAACAGAGAGAAACAUAUAAUCAUCUGUUAGGAGAUAUGUAUUAAACAUUUAAAGAAGGACCCAUUAGUAAAUUUGUCUGCAACGGGAAAGUUGUCAGGAAAGAAGACUUUCUGCUUUCUCUGCAACAUGACAUGCAGUGUUUGUUUGUAUUAUUAACUUAAAGAGAGAGAAAUAAAGAGAGGCUGGUGAGGGAACAUCUUUUCCUAGCUGCUAUAAUGUACACACACUGAGCACUUCAUUAGUAACACUAAUAGUAACUGUCUGAUAGUACAGUGUUACUGUACUAAUAUCAUACUGAUUAAUACUAAUACUAUCAAAACUAUGAAAUUCUGGUUCAUCACACAACUCAGGUGCACUGUCAUGCUGCGAAUCUCCCGUUCCACCACAUUCCAAAGGUGUUCUAUAGGAUUCAGAGCUGGUGAUUGGCAAGGCCAUUGAACUCAUUGUCGUGUUCAUUAAAUCAGUUUGAGAUGUCUGCCUUGUGACGGUGCAUUAGAAGAUGGGUAAAUUGUACAUUUUAACAGUCUUUAACUGUCCAGUUUUGGGUGAGCCUGUGCCCACUGCAGCCUCAAUGUUCCUGGCUGACAGAAGUGGAAGAAGGGGUCUUCUGUUGUAGCCUAUCUGCCUCAAUGUUCAACGUGUUGUGCAUUCUGAGAUGCUUUUCUGCUCACCAGAAUUGUACAGAGUAGCUAUCCACAUUUACAUUUGGCAGAUGCCCUAAUCCAGAGCGACAUUUAUCUCAUUUAUACAACUGCACAACUUGCUCAAGGGUCUAGCAGUGGCAGCCUGGAAUUUGAACUCGCAACCUUGCAAUCAGUAGUUCAACAGUUUAACCACUAAACUACCACUGCCCCUGAGUUAUGUGAGAUAGUGUAGUCUUUCUGUCAGCUUGAACCAAUCUGGCCAUUCUCCUUUGACCUCUCUCAAGAACAAGGCAUUUCUGUCCACAGAGCUGCAGUUCAUUGAAUGUUUUUCUUUAUUGCACCACUCUAACAUAUAGUGGUGCUUGAAAGUUUGUGAACCCAAAACUAAACAAAUGAGACAAUAUUAUUCUUGGUCAUUUAUUUAUUGAGGAAAAUGAUCCAGUAUUACAUAUCUGUGAGUGGCAAAAGUAUGUGAACCUUUGCAUUCAGUAUCUGGUGUGACCCCCUUGUGCAGCAAUAACUGCGACUAAACAUUUCCGUUAACUGCUGAUUGGUCCUGCACAUCAGGUUGGAGGAAUUUUAGCCCAUUCUUCAGUACAGAACAACUUCAACUCUGGGAGAUUGGUCGGUUUCCUCACAUGAACUGUUUGCUUCAGGUCUUUCCACAAAAGUUCUAUUGGAUUAAGGUCAGUACUUUGACUUGGCCAUUCCAAAACAUGAACUUUAUUCUUCCUUAACCAUUCUUUGGUAGAACGACUUGUGUGGUUAGGGUCGUUGUCUUGCUACAUGACUAUCUUUCGCUUGAGAUUCAGAUCAUGGACAGAUGCCCUGACAUAUUCAUUUAGAAUUCGCUGGUAUAAUUUAGAAUUCAUUGUUCCAUUAGUUAUGCCAAGCUGUCCUGGCCCAGAUGCACCAAAAUAGGCCCAAACCAUGAUACAACCACAUGUGGGAUAACGUUCUUAUGCUGGACUGCAGUGUUUUCCUUUCUCCAAACAUAGCCCUUCUCAUUUAAACGUGAUCUUUAGUAAACUGCAGCUGGGCAGCAAUGCUCUUUUUGGAGAGCAGUGGUUUUCUCUUUGCAACCCUGACAUGCACACUAUUGUUGUUCUCCUGUGUGUUCUCCUGAUGAUGGACUAAUGAACUUUAACGUAAGCCAAUGUGAGAGAGGGCUUUAGUUGUUAGAAGUUACCCUAGGUUCCUUUGUGACCUUGUGGACUAUUACACGUCUUGCUCUCUGAGAGAUCUUUGUUGGUAGAACACUCCUGGGAAGGGUUCCUCCGUUUGUACACAAUCUGUCUGACUGUGGAUUGGUGGGGUCCAAACUCUUUAGAGAUGGUUUUGUAAUCUUUUCCAGCUCGAUGAGCAUCAACAACUCUUUUUCUGAGGUCCUGAGAAAUCUCCUUGGUUCAUGCUGUGAUACUUAUUCACAAACAAAAUCAGACUUUGAUAAAUCCCUGUUUUUUAAGUAAAACAGGGUGCUGACUCACACCUGAUUGUCAUCCAAUUGAUUGAAAACACCUGACUCUAAUUUCACCUUCAAAUCCAAUGCUAAUCCUAGAGGUUCACAUACUUUUGCCACUCACAGAUAUGUAAUAUUGGAUCAUUUUCCUCAAUAAAUAAAUUACCAAGUAUAAGAUUUUUGUCUCAUUUGCUAAAUUGGGUUCUCUUUGUCUACUUUUUGGACUUGCAUGAAAAAUUUGAUGAUGUUUUAGGUCAUAUUUAGGCAGAAAUAUAGAAAAUUCUUUCAAGCACUGUCAAGCACCACUGUAACUGAGAUCAACCCCCCCACCUUUCUGAAUGUUGACGUGAACAUUAUCUGAAGCUGCUGACUUCUGCUGCAUGAUUUUAUGCAUUGCACUGCUGUCAUAUUAUUGGCUGAUUAGAUAAUUGCAUGAUUAUAUAAGUGCUCAGUGAGUCUAUACAUUAACUAAUUUGUCUCACAGAUGUUCCACGACAUUAACUGAAAUUAUGAAUGGAACAAAUAUAAGACAUGUUCACUAAUCGAUUAAAAUUUUUUCAUAUUUAGCAAACUGCUUUAGUAUAAGUAACACAAAACACUUUGUUGUGUGCAUUUAUUGGAAAAUAAUGAACUGGGUGGUAACAGUAACUCACAAAUGGGCUUGUCACACCAACCCAUCAUUGAUUACUUUCCUACAACAGCAUGUCCUCUCUUGUUUUUUUUCUUUUUCUUACAUACAUUAUACAGAAGGUACACCUCAUAUCUGAAAAACAACAUUAAUAUGCUUAGCAUUCUCUGCUUGCUAGGCAGGUGAUAUGGCUUAUGUUAGCAGUGGCCCAAGAAUAGAUGUACACAAAAUGUUCAACAUAAAACAUAUUUGUAGUGCACUGCCUUGUAAAAUAUUGUCAAAAAUAACAGCUGCUCUGGCACACAAAGGCUACAUGUGACUGUGUACGCGCGCGCGCGCGCGUGUGUGUGUGUGUGUGUGUGUGUGUGUGUGUGUGUUGUGUGUGUGUGUGUGUGUGUUUGUGUUAGGUGAAUGUACUAAAGGGAAUGACAGAUAUGAAAAGCAGAAAUACAGGGGCUGCUGGAGGCCUCCUCAGGGCCUUCACCUCUCCAUAGCUGGUGUGAAGUAUGAGAAGAGAGAUUGCAAAAGAGCUGAGAGACUGCAAUACAGCCCCUGUCACCUCCACUGUCUUUCUCUUCUUCUUUCUCAUGUCCUGCAAUUGUCACUGUUCUUUAAAUUUUCCUCCCUCCCUUUACCUUUCUCACUUCCUGCUGUCGUUUUCUCACUAAAGCUGUAUAGCAUGCCUUGAGGUGUGGUUGUGGUUUCCCACCCUGUCCACUGGUGGGAAAGUAUCAAACACGUGUUUGCGAGUGCUUUUAUGAAUGUGCUUAUCCCCUGUUUAUUAUUUGAGACCUUCUUAUGUUAAGGGAAUACGCCAGUGUUUCUCAAGCUUAUCCUUACCCUCCACCUCUGUAGCAAAUUGAAACUCCACUGUAUUUAGAGAUGUUUAAAUUUGAUAACCAGUUAUGUAAAACAAAUUGAAAACUAAUUGUUACACUAACAAUAAAAUGGCUUAGGAUGAACAUGAGAGGAGAAUUUGUUGUUUUUUAUGCAAACAAGGCAGGCUAUUAUAGGAAAAUAAUCAGUGAUUCUGAAUGAAUCUGUUGAUUCAUUUCUAAUAACAGCAUGUCCCACAGCAACAAACCAAAGCAAUUAGCCAACGAUUACAAUGUUUAUUAAAGAAUGACAUGUCAUACCUUUUAACUGUUUAGACUGUAGUUAUGUUUAUCAGACUCAAGAAUUCAACAGAGCUGUGCUAUAAGCACUUUUAGCCAAAACUCCCUGGUGCACUGAUGUAACAUAAUAAAAAACACUGCUCAUUCUUUUUCUUCAUACUUUUUUUUUUUUGUUAUGGUAAGCAUGUAUAAGCAACUUGAAAAUAAUGCACUUUUCAAAUAUUUAUGAAUUAUACAGUUUCAAAGCUCCAUUCCUGAACAUGUUUGACUGGUGUAUUCAUGAAAGAACUCUUGACAGAUAAAUUACUUCAAGUUUUGAGUAAAACAAGUUUACUUUUUAUUUCUCAGUUGAGGAUUCCUUUAAAAGUGAGAAUAUUAAGAAAUCCUUUAAUUUAGUGUUUGGAGUCGAUAUGGUUAACAAAAGUUUAGAACGUGUGUGUGUGUGUGUGUGUGUGUGUGUGUGUGUGUGUGUGUGUGUGUGUGUGUGUGUGUGUGUGUGUGCUGGGAGGGGUGGCAAGUUGUAUUUGAGGAUUGUAUCCACCAUUUCAGUAAUGAUAUUCAGGAAUUCACCCCAAAUCGGCUCUCUCUGUCUUUCAAAUACAAAUAUGGUCACUUCAUGGUGCCCUGAGGUGUGUUGUGCCGUAAACAAGACAAAACCAUGCUCACUCUGCAUUCUGCUCUUCUCCUCUCUUUUCUUGUCAUUCUCCCUAUCACUGUAUUUUUUCUCUGCUAACUAGGGUGGAGGAAAGAAUGUAUGAGAAAGAUAGAGAGAGAGAGAUAGAGAAAGACAUAUAGGAAGACAUCAUAGGCAAAUUUCCAUCCAUACAUUUUUUUUGAUGAUGCUUUAUUUUUAUUAAAAUCCAUGCAUCAGAAGAUACAAUAGGGAGGAGAAAAUAAAAGCAAGAGGCAAGAGAGAGCAAGAAAGAUAGUUUGUAUGUGUGUGUGUGCGUGUGUGUGUGUGUGUAUGUGUGUGUGAGUGAGAGGGAGCGAGAGAGAUUCAUAAUGCGUAAUCUUCCGUGAAGUGUCUCGGACACGUUUUGAGACGAAGCGGCAAGGGGAUUUCAUAUUUUUAAGCAACUCGUAUAACUUGCAGAAGAAGGAUUGGUGAAGUUAUGUAAAUGUCCCUCAGACCCCCCUGGGUAAUUGGUGUGUGUGUGUGUGUGUGUGUGUGUGUGUGUGUGUGUGUGUGUGUGUGUGUCUGUGUGCAUGUGUGUUUAAAAUGGAUAUUGGCAUGUAUUGUAGCAGAUAAGCCUUAAGUAUCUGAGUGAGUUAGUGAGUAAGUAUGUGAGUGAACAGCUUGAUACACAAUGUUUCAAAACAUUUACAUUUACUCACAUUUACAUUUAGUCAUUUGGCAGAUUUUUUUAUGCAGAGUGACAGAGUAAUGAUAGGCAGUAAUCUGAGAAUCCUGAAGCAUUCAGAACAUGAAAAACUAGUUAGUAAAGCUCGUUCAAACAAGUUCCAUAGUAGUGUAGUCAAGUUUAAACCUAUCCAAGAACCUUAGUAAGGGUGUAAACAAGAAAUGCCAGAACUAUUUACAUAUACAGCAUUUAACAGAUGCCUUUAUCUAAAGCGAUGUACAGAAGUGCUUUGAAGUUUGCACUGGAAAUCAUUCCCUCAUGCUAGUACAAAUAUGGCAGGGUCUAAGCAUACCUUUAACCUAAACCCUUUUAAAGAGUAGUUAUCACAGAAACGAAAACCGUUUAUUCUGUUGAGGACAAAUACAUUUAUUUCUCACGUAAGUGUUAUUCUGCAGGGUGUCUCAUAAGCCCAGCAUCAGAAGAAAAAAAAAACAGCAAAGCGAAAUCUUUUACUUAAAGAAGUUGCUCAAUAUGUCCACCAUUUCCCUUAGUUCAAAGCAGAACUAUUUGGAUUUGUUCAUCCUUGCUCCGAUACAAUAUAAAAUAUACAUUAGCCCAAUAAAUAGUGGAUUUAUGGGACACCCUAGAUAUUAUCUAUGAGGAAAAUCUCUAGAACUUGCUCAGUCAUUUCACCAAUGAGGAUCCUGGAUAUUAAAAAAAAAAAAAAAAAAAAAAAAAAAAAAAAAUUUCUUUGUGACAAGGCACUUGUCUCAAGGCUUAUCCGAAACGUGUGCCUUUUUGAAUUGUGUGGGGUUUUGCAAAAUUGCAACCAUGAAUAAAAGCUCUGUGCAGGAAACAAGUGUUUUACUGGUUGUGAUGAGCUAAGUACAAACUAUGUUGCUGAUGCUAGUGUUUUAGCUAUAUGCUCCCUUUCUGAGAUUGCAAGUAAAUGCAAAGCCAACAAAUCAUUUUCCAUGUCGUUAUUGUCGACAGCCCUAAUUGGAAGGAGUUAAUUCCAGCUGGUGUAAAGCUGACUUUAUAUUUUCAUAUAACACAAUCUAUCAUAGUUGUAAUAAAUUUAUAAUCCAAUAAUAUGAAUAUAUCCCUUUGUGUGACACAAACAUUUGGAUUUACAGGAAAGGGUUACUUAGAUUGGGGGCACAGUGGCUUGAUGGUUUGGCUCUGCGGUUGGGGUUUGCAUGUUCUCCUCGUGCCUCGGGGGUUUCCUCCGGGUACUCCAGAUUCCAUCCCUAGUCCAAAGAUGUGUUGUAGGCUGAUUGGCAUUUCCAAAUUGUCUGUAGUGUGUGAAUGGGUGUGUGAUUGUGCCCUGUGAUGGGUUGGCUCUGCCUUGUGCCCCGUUCACUGGGACAGGCUCCAGGUUCGCCUGCAACCCUGUAUAGGACAAGCGGUAUGGAAAAUGGAUGGAUGGAUUACUUAGGUUAGAGUUAUUAGCUAGCCUAGGUAUUAGCUUAGAAACUUAUAUAUCCUGUGUUAACUUAUCACCAUCUGGAAGAGUUUUAUCACAGAGGACAUUUCAGACAUUCAUUCAUCUUCAGUAACCACUUUAUCAUGGUCAUGGUCAUGGUGUAAGAAUGUAAGGCAGGAAGACACAGGAUAAGAUGUUAGCCCAUCACAGGCCACCAUGCACACACUUUUACACACUGAUUCACAUCAAUUUAAGGUAGCCAAUCCACCUACCAGCAUGGGAGGAAACCAGAGAACCCAUAGGAAACUCAUGCAGACACAGGGGGAGCAUGGGAAACUGCACACAUAUAACCGGGACUGAAGACAUAAUUCUGACUUGAAUUCUAAUUCAAAUAUUGUCUGAAAUCCGCCACACAUUUCAAAUGAGGUAAGACUGGGUUUAUAUGUUAGACUUUCAUAUACAAGCUACACACACACACACACACACACACACACACACACACACACACACACACACUAAAUUAAUUAGCCCUAGUUGAGGGCAAGAGAGAUAAAAGGUGAGAGAAAGUUCUAUCCUGAGCUGCUGUAGGUCUCAGUGGUCUUGCUCCUGGCUCUAAAUGUGGCUGUAGGGUCAUGCUCUUUCUCUCCCUCUGUGCUCAGUCACAUGAACUCUCAAACCCACAGCCCUUCUGGAGUUCACCUACAUAUGUAUAGAUGUUAAUUUCCAUUUAGAGCCAUCCCAGUCCCUUACUCAUGCCCCCCCCCCUCCCUCACUCUGCCCCAAAGAGUAUUAUGAGGAUACAGCAAAUGACAGUGACAUUUACAUUCACUCCCUAGUGUUCUUUUGUGUUCUUUUUUCUGUCCAUUUCUGCAUCUCUGCAACAGCCACUAUGGCACACUGCAUCUUACAAAUAGCAAAAAAACCCACAAACAAACAAACAAACAAAAUGAUGUUUGCUUUUGCAAAUUAAAACAAAUGAAGGCCAUGUAUUAAAUUUACAUGUUUCUGACAUUGCCAUGAUGAGUUAAUAUUAUCAUAAUAAAGCUGGCAUGCUUGUGUUUCUACCACCAACACCAUUUAAAGUGCCUUCAUGACCUAAGUAGUAUAUGGUUCUACCUAGGUUAAGAAUGAAUGCGAUAUAGAACCUUAGAAUACUAAGAUCACAUAUUUUAAUUUAUGUUCAUAUUGUGUUUUAAAGUUGCUGUUUUUUUUCACAUCUCACCAUUAGUCAGUGUUAUACUUGGCACACAAUUACACAUACUUGUCACAAAUUUCUGUUUUAUUUUCAGGGAGAUCCUUUGAGAUCAGAACCAGUCACAGCAAUUGAGAACAACUCAGUACACGCACACACACACACACACACACAAAAUGCCUCUCAUUGAAACAUUUUUUCCUCAAUCUGCUUUACACAAUAUCAAAAUCAUUUACUCAGUUAUUCUUUGUAAGUCUCUCUCUCUCUCUCUCUCUCUCUCUCUCUCUCUCUCUCUCUCUCUCUCGUUCUCCCUAUGGUACAUAUUUACUCUUGAAUUUGAGCCAAAGAACAAUCACACGCUCUCUAAGUGUUUCUUAACACCUAUGACUCUGCUCGACCGAGUAAACUAGAUUUUCUCGUAGUGCCUGUCUGUUUAUUAUGGAUUUUAUAACGAGUGUGAGAAGAUGUAUGGAUUUCCGUUAAUUACCUGCACCCCUCUGGCUCUCCCCUCUUCAUCACGACAUCCCUAAUGACAGUCACGGUCGAUUUUACGAACGCUGCAUCUUAUAUAUUUUACAGUUCCAUAAACAUAAGGAUCUGUGCCACUUGGAAGCUCUGCUGAUAUGAAACACCUGGAAAGCUCACACUUCCUUCUUUUCUUCCUUUUCUUAUUUUACUUUUCCAGACAGACCAUACGACAGUGAACGCAUUUAGGUUUACAGGUUCUUGCAGAAACAUAUUGCCAAAUGACAGUUUUAUGUCUUCAUUUGAUGGUAAAAAGAAAAGAGCAUAACAGUCUAUGCAUUCAAGUAUAUGCAAGUAAAUAAAAUAAAUACAAUGUUUCUACAUUUCUGUGGCCCGCUAAGACAGAUGGCGAAUGAAGGUUUAUCUUUGGCUGUGGCAGCUUCUUUCUCUUGAUUAGUUAUUUUCGGGUUGUGUGUGUGACUGAGUAGGUGUGUGAAUGUGCGAGUAGUGAAAUUCAGCAAUAGCAGCAGAUGUGUCAGGCAGUUUGAUGCAGAUGUGUGAACUCACUGUAAACACAUCCACCUCUCUCUCUCUCUCUCUCUCUCUCUCUCGCUCUCUAUCUCUCUGUACUACUUGUUUUUCCAACCCUCCCUUCCUCCUCUGUUUUUAAUCUGUUCUGUAAUGUUCCACUCUUUCGGCUGUGAACCUGAGCCAUCUGACGAAAGACACAUCGAGUAUCUGUUCAUUUUUUCUCCUCCUGGUCUCUGAUAAAGAAUUUUUUUUUCAAAAAGAAACUCUGAACUGCACCAAACUGGGUCCAGCUGGACCAGAUGUCUGUUCUCAAGCUCUGGUUAUCUUCUUUUACUUCCAUGGUGACUGAAUAAGAGAGCGCGAGAGAAAGCGGGAGUGAAGGAGAAGGAAAAAACAGGGAUGCUAGGUUCCCCAGGCAGGUACAGAGUGAUGGACAAAAACAAUAGAUUGCAGAGGGUUUGAGCUUGGGAAAGAGGGGGUGGUAAUAAGGUGGUGAUUGCACUCUGACGAGUGCACUGGAUGUGUUAUAUGUGUGCCUGAGUGUGUUUUUUUCUGCUUUUUUGCUUCCGUAUGGGUUGGUUUUGAAUGCCAGCGGCUCCACCACUCUCCUACUGCAGGUGGGCAUAAUAGAAGUGUGAUGAAAGAAAAGGAGAAAGAAAAGCUCGACAUUACACCACAUACACUCCAGCCAUUCAUUCUUUAGCUGUCAAAACAUGAAACUCUGCUUUUCUUCUGAUCAUUUGAACACAUUAUUUAUGCAAGUACACAUUCCAUCUUAACCCUACAGCAAACAAAAUGAAAACAUAGUUAUCAUAGUUGCUCAGUAACAAUUAUCAUUAUUUUAUAUAUGGUCAAAAAAAUUGGCAUGCCUUAAGGACCAUAACAAUUCCAUGUAGGCGUAUGAUUUGAAUUAUAUAGCCUGAGCAAGAUGAACUGAUUAAUUUCAUGUUUUUACAACGGCUGCAUGAAAUAAAUUCCAUAUGGGAAUGUAACAUUCAUAUGGACUAACUCUUACACAAACAAUGUUUACCUCUGCAAGAACCUUGUGUCUAGACCACAGAAGGGUGUGUGAGCGAGUGUUUGUAAGUGUUUGCAUGGCUGCUUCAGCAGUUUUGCUUAUUUAUACCACUGACAAAAAAAAAAAAUAAAAAAGUCUGCUGGCGCAAGAGAUUUUCAUUUUUUACACGCAACUGAAAAUAGAGCAAAGAAAAGAUACAAAUUCAAAAUAAAGAAUCUACUUGCCUAAGUUUUUAUUGUGCCAAAAUGGGCACUUGUAAUCACCGUGAGUGUUUAGACAUCUUGGCCGCAGGGGAGCAGAUACGAAUCAACAAAAGAAGAGAAAAAAAAACAACAAAAAAACAAACAAACAAAAAAAAACCACAUGUUCUUCCUUGUAUUCCAGCGUUCUCAGCAAUUACUAAUUACUAACCCCACAAUAGGAGCCUUGUUAAGAAACAACCGAACUAAAGAAAUAUAAUGAUUAAACAGCAAUUCUAAUGAAUAUUAUUUUUUAUUAAAAGAAAACAAGCAUUUGAACCAGAGUGUCACGAAUCGUGACAGAGCAGAGAUAGGACGGAUGCAAGUGCAGGAUGAACAGUUUAUUAGAAAGACAGACAGGCAGACAAAUCCAAAACGUAAUCCACAAACAUGCAAGAGGUCAGGCGAUUGGCAAACAGGCAUACACGGGGCAAGGCAGGAAUCUAGGUCAAUAAACAAAACAAGAAACAAACUAUGACAAGGGACUGGAAGCGGAUAAUCCAGCGCGAACUAACUCUAAACAUGGACCGUGACUAUGUCUACGAUACGGGCUAAACUAACUAUAAACUUUUACUCUUCCGCGUUGUGUGCUGGGAGGCGCGCGGUAUAUAUGCGGACAUAAUCAGCGUCUAAACUGCUAGCAGCUGAGAGCAAUUCAGACCCACUUGAAAUCCCAGCCAAUGACAGAACAGGGAGGAGACAGAAACAAACAAAACACACGUGUCCAGAAGUCAUUACAGUCAACAAUGGAAAAGCAGGUGCUCGCGCAUUCGCGCUUAGAGCACGCUGCUUCAAGGGGGAAUCGUGACAGAACCCCCCCCAAAAGGCACUCCGGAGUGCCAUGAGUCAUCCCAUUUAAUUGGCGGACCCGGUCCCCUGGACUGAAUGUCCCAGGCAGAGCCAGGAAACUGCACGGUGUUCUUGGCGGCGCAGGGAAGCGGAGCGACGUCCUCGGUGUAGCAGGGAAGCAGAGCGACAUCCACAGCCGGGCAGGCAGGCUGAGCAAAGUCCUCGGUGGAGCAUGAAAGCGGAGCCACGACCCCAGCUGAACUGGAAGGCAGAGUGAAGUCCCCUGUAAGGCCAGGGAGAGAAGCGUGGGUCUCCAUGCGGCCAGGGAGAGGAGCGUGGGUCUCCUCGAAGCAGUAGGGGGGAAACGACGUUUGCCAUGGAGCCGGAAGGCUGAGCGACGACCUCAGCUGAACAGGCGGGCUGAGCGACGACCUCAGCUGAACAGGCGGGCUGAGAUAUUAGCAGAGCUUGGUCAACUGGAUCAGCAGGCUUGGCUCGGACCUCAGGGACGGGAGGCUUGGCUCGGACCUCAGGGACGGGAGGCUUGGCUCGGACCUCAGGGACGGGAGGCUUGGCUCGGACUUGGGCUUCAGGGACUUGAGACGAGACUUGGACUUGGGCUUCAGGGUUGAGCUCUGGUGCUAUGACCUCCGACGGGCGCUCCAAGGUCACCCUGUUGAUCCCGGGCUGGGUCUCUGCACGGGCUCUCCGGUGGAGUUUCUUAUGCUCCCGCCAGCUGCUCUUGAAGCAUCCCUGAGAGCAGAAGAAAGCUUCCUGAAGGCCCAGCUUCUUGCAGGUGGGACACUGAAGCAGAGUUUCUCUCCCGCAGCCCUCGGUCAUACAUCUCGGAGAUUUCGCCCCCGCGUUGGCCGGAAACAGAAGUGGAUCGCUGGUUACUGCCCUGUCCAUCUCCUCAUAAUAGAGGUUGAAUGGUGGGUCCACCUGGGGCUGUCUAUUGACUCUCCACCCCAGUAAAUCAAGACCACGAAGUUGUCCAGGCUGUGAAAAUGCCUCCAUAAACAGCUCUGCAAACUGAGUGACAUCAUGGAGGGCUGGCGACCCAGCACUCACCAGCUGCUCCGCCCAGUCACGGGCCGCACCGCAAAACCUGGACACCAGGAACCCAAUCCACUCUCUCUUAGUAGGCUUGGGAAACGCCAAGCUUCAGAAAUACACCUGGCAGCUGAAGAGGAACUCCAGCGGGUAGCUCCCCAAUCCCGCUGUCUCUGGUGGCAAUUCAACGGCGUACCUUUGGGGAAAUUGCACGGACGAAAAAUGCGGCCAGUAAUCCGAGCGUUCCCCGAUGAGGUAUUGUCCUACUACUUACCUGGUUUCUGUGGCGUGACUUCUCUCUCGUCCUCGUGCUGCAUCCAUGUUUUGGCGUAAGAUUCUGUCACGAAUCGUGACGGAGCAGAGAUAGGACGGAUGCAAGUGCAGGAUGAACAGUUUAUUAGAAAGACAGACAGGCAGACAAAUCCAAAACGUAAUCCACAAACAUGCAAGAGGUCAGGCGAUUGGCAAACAGGCAUACACAGGGCAAGGCAGGAAUCUAGGUCGAUAAACAAAGCAAGAAACAAACUAUGACGAGGGACUGGAAGCGGAUAAUCCAGCGCGAACUAACUCUAAACAUGGACCGUGACUAUGACUACAAUACGUGCUAAACUAACUAUAAAACAUUUACUCUUCCGCGUUGUGUGCUGGGAGGCGCGCGGUAUAUAUGCGGACAUAAUCAGCGUCUAAACUGCUAGCAGCUGAGAGCAAUUCAGACCCACUUGAAAUCCCAGCCAAUGACAGAACAGGGAGGAGACAGAAACAUAAACAAAACACACGUGUCCAGAAGUCAUUACAGUCAACAAUGGAAAAGCAGGUGCUCGCGCAUUCGCGCUUAGAGCACGCUGCUUCAAGGGGGAAUCGUGACACAGAGAAAACUACAGACAUUGAAUCUGGGUUUUUUUAUCCAUAAAAAACGGUGUAGCCAUCACAAUUUGGCCCUUCUUUCCUUACCCAUUUUUCCUGCUUCCAACACAGCAACUUCAAGAACUGACUGUUCACUUGCUGCAUAAUAUACCCCACCCCACGACAGGUGCCUCUGUAACGAUAAAAUCAAUGUUAUUCAUUUCACCUGUCAGUGGUCUUAAUGUUAUGACUGACUGGUAUGUAUGUAAAUCCAGGAAAUAUUAACACACUUAAAAUUUAGUUUGUGUAUUUUUUUUUUAAUAAUUAACUGCAGUAAAGUUAAUUGAAUGUGAGU
Messenger RNA from Ictalurus punctatus (channel catfish), 19772 nucleotides. It is a transcript of the gene pcdh7b, whose product is annotated as protocadherin 7b. Bases 879 to 4073 code for a protein of 1064 amino acids. Gene Ontology annotation, biological process: homophilic cell-cell adhesion. The record is from RefSeq and is a predicted model, not a curated record. Gene Ontology annotation, molecular function: calcium ion binding. The transcript has 2 exons. NCBI's taxonomy places the organism in Eukaryota, Metazoa, Chordata, Actinopteri, Siluriformes, Ictaluridae. Gene Ontology annotation, cellular component: plasma membrane.